Messenger RNA from Syzygium oleosum, 1591 nucleotides. RefSeq names its product protein ECERIFERUM 26-like. The transcript is spliced from 2 exons. Bases 46 to 1407 code for a protein of 453 amino acids. The record is from RefSeq and is a predicted model, not a curated record. Gene Ontology annotation, molecular function: acyltransferase activity, transferring groups other than amino-acyl groups. NCBI's taxonomy places the organism in Eukaryota, Viridiplantae, Streptophyta, Magnoliopsida, Myrtales, Myrtaceae.
UGCAUACCUCCCAAGCUGAUCCUCUUUCGACAAAUUGAUUCGUCGAUGGCCGAGAUCCUGUACACGUGCAAGCGCACCGUGGUGAGCACGAAGCCGGUGCAACCGGGGAAGCGCUUUCCCUUGUCAGUCCUCGACCGCCUGAUGGAGCCGAAGCACCUGAGGGUCGUGUACUACUACCGGUCAGACGGCCCGGGCAGGGAAGCCGGGGAAUGGACCAGGAUGCUGAGGGAGAGCCUCGCGAGGACGCUCACGAGCUUUCCCAAAGCGACCGGACGCCUGCAGAGGGACGGCGAAGGGCGCUGGGAGAUCGAGUGCAACGAUGCGGGAGUGAGGGCGGUGGAGGCUCGAGCCAGAGGAAGCGUCGAGGAUUGGUUGCGGAACGCGGGGAGGGAGGACGAGUUGAGGCUCGUCCACUGGGAGGAGAUGUUUCAGACUCCAUAUUUUUGGUCCACCUUCUAUGUUCAGGUGACUGAAUUUGAAGGAGGAGGGUUUGCUAUUGGGUUGAGCUGCAUCCAUCUCUUGGCUGAUCCAAUCUGUGCCACCAUGUUCAUCAAGGCUUGGGCAGACAUGACUCUCAAUGCCCAAUUGACUGCUCCUCCGUCGUUCCGCCCGCUCCCGAAACGACAACCAAGCCGCCGAAACGAUCCCGACCACAGCAACUCAUUGAUCAACCAUUACAAGACCUCCAUCAACACCUCAAGCCCCAAUCCCGGUGCAAAGUUCACCACCCUCUCUCUUGCAUUCAGCGAGCCCGUAGUCCGAUCAUGCGUCGCCAUGGCCCGGCCCGUGGACGUUGCUGAUGGGCCAGGCCUGUCGCCGUUCGAGGCGCUGGCCGGGCUCUUUUGGGCCUGCAUAAGCAAGGUGAAGGGAAAAAGAGAGGGCCUUGUAAGCAUGUGUUUGGGCCUAGAUGUGAGAAAACUUUUGGGCCUUGAAAGAGAGUUUUUUGGGAACUGCAUGGUCUACAAUAAUAGUUUUCAUGCCGGAGAUAAUGAGGAAGACAAUAGUUUACCAGGAGCAGUUAAGGCCAUAGGAGAGAUGAUGGCAAAAUUGGACAAGAAUGGGGUCAUGGAUUUAGUAGAGUGGUUAGAGCUUAAUGACGAUAGCCGACCCGAGAACGCUAGAUCCCUCAACUUUUCCGAGCUACUAUUUCUUAAUCUGGAAGGUGUUGAACCUCAUACGGCCCACUUUCAAGACACGCAUGCACCAAUUCAUGUCUCUUGUUAUCUUGAGCCAUCAUGUGAACAAGGGCAGGUCGUGAUCCUUCCUUCUACACCAGCAGACGGGCCGAUGAGCCGGGUGGUCAUGGUGACACUUCCAGAGGAUGAACUGGUGAAGCUUUUGGAGGAUGAUCUUCUCAAGAGCCUGGGGCCUACCGUUUCAAUGGGAGUGAACAAGAAUAGAGCUUGACUAGUCAAGAAUCAAGAGUCAGGAGUGAGCACUCCUAAGUCAUCACAUUAGUUCUUAGUUUUCAUGCAAGUUCAUGAAGUCCUCACUUGGGUCAAAACUAUAAGCAUGUCAUUGUCUUUUCACUCUACCUGUGUAAUCAUUUGCAUUGUGGAAUAACAAGAUGUGAAAUGACAUUAAUUCCUCA